This is a messenger RNA of Limanda limanda (common dab), 699 nucleotides long. Its product is annotated as serum response factor homolog A-like. Lineage: Eukaryota; Metazoa; Chordata; Actinopteri; Pleuronectiformes; Pleuronectidae. The transcript is spliced from 2 exons. Bases 67 to 699 code for a protein of 210 amino acids. The record is from RefSeq and is a predicted model, not a curated record.
AGUUAGCUGGAAGACGGUAGUGUGGUCGUGUCUCGGGUAAAUAUUCCAGUAGUGGACGGAGCAGUGAUGUCUUCGGUUCAGUAUUUGAGAGAGUUUAUCAGCGAGCGACUAACAGCUGCUGCUGAAGAGAUAUUCACAGUCUUUGAAAAAACCAUCGUCCAGUACGAAGAAGAGGUGGAUCGUCAGCGCAGACUGCUGGAGAGCGUUUUGAAACCUGAAAUAAAGCUGCACAGGAUCGAGCUCCCACAGCAGCAUGUCUGUAAUGAGGAGGAGGUUCUCACUGACCAGCAGCUCUGUCCCCAGGAGAGGAACUCCAGUCUGGACCAAGAGGAACAAGAACCUCCACAGAUUAAAGAGGAACAGGAGGAAAUGUGCACCAGUCAGGAGGGAGAGCAGCUCGUACUGAAGCAGGAGACUGAAACCUGCAUGUUGACUCCUCAUGGUGAGGAAAGUGACCACAGAGAACCAGACGGUGAGCACCAGCUCCUCUCUCACAACUCUCCUGUAGCUGAGAGCCAAGAUCAGAACAGAAGAAAACAUGUGGAUUCAGGAUCAACAGGGAAUGAAGAACCAAACCCACAGAAGAGUUUUCAUGAAAACAGGAGUCACAGUAGCAAUGUGGACAACUCUCCCAAAUCAGAGAUUAACUCUAAUAUUCACACAGGUAAAAAGACCUUCAAAUGUGACACUUGCUUAUAA